AUGAAACAGCGUGGACCCAGGUUCGAUAUCUUCGCCGGUCCCUCGUUGGAUGAGCUGUCGAGAGUCAAGGUCAACGCGGAUCGGUCAGGCCCAUUGCCGAUCAAAACAAAAAGCUUUGAAGGUAACUUGACGGUUCGGAUGAAAGACUUUGCUGACUACAAUGGAGAUAUCUACCGUGACACCGAGACCAAUUAUUUUGCCAAUUGGACUGAUGUAACCUGGAGUAUCCAAGUUCAAGGCCGAUUCCUUCAGCCGACCAGUGCCGAUGAUUGCGUGUUUGGGAACACUUUUGACAAGCCUAUUCGGGACCGUCUACCGUUCGGGACUGGUGCUGCCUUGAAGGCUAUCUCUUACAUUGAUCCCUCAUUGGAGAAUGAUCUUUACGCCGAUAAACCAUGGGCUUGGUCUCCACUGCUUGCAACCAUGAACUACAUCCGCACUGAACGCCUUGAGGCCGACGACAGCCCGUUGCCGCCAUGGGAGGUUGCUACUAGGCCAGUCGAGGAUUGCAGCAGUCUGUUGGAAGGAAACCCAACAAACAUUUCCAAACCUCAUCUCCGGAGAAAAUUCUUCUCUUCAGCUGUCAAUCGAAAAGCUCUUACGCUGGGGCCUAGGAUCAACGCCGAAUUUGCCAAUGGAUUCAUUGAUUUCUCCACCUUGGCCCUCAACGUGCCAGUUGUUAAUGUGUCUUUCAAGUUAGACAAACUUUGGGAUGGACAACCGGUUAGAUACGUCUGUCAAUCUCGUCAGACAGGAGAAACAUAUUUUGUGGUCGUAUUCCAAAUUUCCGAGUUGGAUGCAGAAAAUAAAUUGGAGGAAGAUGAUGAAGACGAGGAUGCUGAGCAAACGCCGGAGCAAAGUGAGGUUGCCAGUCGUCGAGCCACGCGGGGAAAUUCAGCUGCGAUGAGACCCCCAGACGAUUUGAUCUCUGUAGACGAAUGGGGAGUUGACUGA
Messenger RNA from Puccinia triticina, 954 nucleotides. RefSeq lists its product as uncharacterized. Bases 1 to 954 code for a protein of 317 amino acids. NCBI's taxonomy places the organism in Eukaryota, Fungi, Basidiomycota, Pucciniomycetes, Pucciniales, Pucciniaceae. The transcript has 10 exons. The record is from RefSeq and is a predicted model, not a curated record.